Messenger RNA from Scatophagus argus, 2412 nucleotides. RefSeq lists its product as uncharacterized. Lineage: Eukaryota; Metazoa; Chordata; Actinopteri; Scatophagidae. The transcript has 2 exons. The record is from RefSeq and is a predicted model, not a curated record. The coding region runs from base 484 to 1989 and encodes 501 amino acids.
GGUGAUGUAGACACGUGUUAUGUCCAAGUUGGUUACGAGAGACAAUUUCGACCAUCAACAUCAUGGUUUUUUUUUACACAGUUAGUUACAUGAAGCUAUUUGGGGUAACGCCAGUGAGGAGUACGUUAGCAUGCAGUUAGGCAUCAGCAGUAAGCUAGCCAGAUAACCACUGUGCUACUGUUUUCUGCGACUGCAGCCUUUGGGAGUUUGUUCUUUAGUUCCAUCUAUUCGACUCCAGAAAGCACAAAGUGUUUUUUGCAGCGUUCAACUCAUUUCAGGCCGUUAGCUCUGCUGUAGCACCGCGUACGUUAGGAUCGCGUGUCAGUGACGUCGCGUAAAGAUGAUCCAAUUAAAUCGAUGAAUGCAAAGGACCGUUGAUGACGGUCAACAUUUUUUUUUCUCCCUGUGCUCGGCCACCAUUUUGGGAGUCAAAACACCCACCAGAUAACAACGCACACCUCCACGCUUCUCCGUGGCCUUACUAUGGUUCAUACAUGUGUGGUGGCAGGCUGUAGGAACAGAAGGACACCAGGCACCACCUUAUCUUUCUACCGUUUCCCCCGGGACCCCGAGAGGAAGCAGCGCUGGAUAGCUGCUGUGAACCGAGAGGGCUGGGUGCCGAACGACGGCAGUCGGCUGUGUAGUACUCACUUCAUCUCAGGUAAACAGGUGAAGAAUCCGCGUUCGCCAGAUUAUGUUCCUUCCGUGUUCACGACAGCUCCCUUAUCCCCAGAGAUGAAAGAGCCAGGUGCCUUGGAAAUUCUGGACAAGCAGGAAGCGCGCGUGGAGGCGGCCAACGCCUUGUUGUUUCUGCAGGGCCAGGGCAGGUCUGUGGUGGGGGAGCGGGACCAGAAGGAUCAUCCUGAGGAGAGGGAGCCAGAGGCCAUCGUCGAGGAAAGUACGUCCUCUUCCCUCAGCACUGAUGAAGAAGACGAGGAUGAUGGAUCUAUGAGUGACAGCAAGAAAGGAAGGUUUGUUCAGACGUCUGACACGCCUCUUAACUUUGACGAUAUCCUGAAAGCCCUUAAGAAGGAGAACCAGACCCUCAGGGAGUCGGUGGAGAAAAUGUCCCUCGCUGAGGGCUCCUUGAGGAAUGAUGCAGAGAAAGUAAAGUUUUACACUGGUUUACCCAACUACUUUGUCCUAGAGACAGUCAUGUGGCUGCUGGCACCUCACAUGGAUGGAAUGAAAAACGUGAAGCUCUCCAAGUUCCAGCAGUUGCUGCUGACACUGAUGCGACUCCGUCUGGACCUCCGCAACCAAGACCUGGCAUACCGCUUUGGUGUGAAAGUUGGCACAGUAACCAGGACAGUGCACCAGAUGGUCAGCAUCAUGUCCUCCACUCUGGUGCCGACAGCCGUCUUCUGGCCCUCUAGAGCCGAGCUUCGGAAAAACCUGCCGGCGGCUCUGCGUGCCUCCCACCCUGACUGCGCUGUCAUCAUAGACUGUUUCACGGUGCCUUUUGAGGAGCCGGUUUCCAGGGGCAACCAGCAACAGCAGCAGCAGAGGGUGGUGCCAAACUCUCAAGGUGUGGGGACAAGUUAUAAUGUGUUGAAGUAUCUGAUUGGUGUGGCUCCACAAGGCGUGGUCACCUUUGUCUCUAGGGGCGUGCUGGGAAACGUCAGUGACAAAAGCCUGGCUGAGGGCUGCGGCCUUCUGUGCAAGCUUCUCCCCGGCGAUGUCGUCUUGGCGAGUCGCGAUCUCGACAUUGCGGAUUCUGUGGCUGCCCGUGGAGCCCUGUUUAAAAUAGCCGGGAGCUCGGAGGGCUCACCACCGGCUGAUACUUCCUCUGAGACGGCGAGCGUGCAGAGGCAUGUGGACAGGGUGAUCUCCAUGGUGAAGCAGAGGUACUCCAUGCUCACAGGCCCUGUUGAGAGCCCCUUCACCGCAGCCUCUGAGCGCACAUCGAACCUCUCUACCUUUGAUAAGAUUGUGCAAGUUGCCUGUGCCUUAAACAACCUGUGCAUCUCUGCAGCUCCACUAGAGUGAUUUGUGGAAAAAUGCCUAGUGCUCCUUAAUGCUGGUCGAGCACUUAAGUUCCCUUUACUGCUUUGGACCUUAUUCUGUGUUCUCCCACUACAACCCUGUGUCAGCACUACAGAAUUACCACAGAAAACUGAUUUAUACUUAUUCACUUUAAUUUACACUUCCAGCAUAUGUGUUUCCCCACUAUUUAGGUCAGUCUGUACUUGGAGAUAGGAGCACUUCUCUCAAAUCCAGAAACCACAUUGCUGAGAUGUGAUGUCAUUAAGUUAUGCAACACAACUGACAAAGAAUGGCAGGCUUGCAGAGGAUGUUAUUUUUUUUAUUUAGGUUUUGAAUGACAACUGUGUGACUAAAAUGUACCUUUAGCCAUUUGUAAAUACUGAGGUAUGUAAACUGUUUGGGUGGUAUAGACAAUAUUCCCACUGA